CAUAUUACAUUGUCCAAUAAUUUUCCAUGGAUUUGGACGUUCGCCCCGAAAUUGGAAAGAAAAGAAGCUGAACUAGAGAUUUGCCUGCACUAUCCCCGCCUCCAAACAUCACCCAACCUCGAAAACUAAACCGAUGUCGGCCAUCGCGCCAAUUCGCUUCCCACAUUUUCAAACCUUCGCGAGAUUGUGCCAUGGCUGGCUGCUGCAGGAAAAACCCCAUUCACGAUGAGGUAGUCUGUAAAAGUUAGGGCUUUUUUCCCCUGAGACCACAAGAAGAAGAUGAACCAGGGCGAUCUCCACAGGGUAUGGGAGAUCAAGGCCCUGAAGAGGAAGCCUAGAGAAGACGAGGCCCGGAAGAUCCUCGAGCGGAUCGCCCAUCAGGUUCAACCCAUCAUGCGCAAGCGUCAGUGGAGGGUCAAGCUUCUCUCCGAGUUCUGUCCAACGAAUGCGCGUCUUCUGGGUUUGAAUGUGGGUCGUGGCGUGCAUGUGAAGCUAAGGCUUCGCAGGCCGAAUGGAGACGAUAAUUUCUAUCCCUACGAUCAAGUCCUCGACACGAUGCUUCACGAGCUCUGUCACAAUGUGCACGGCCCUCAUGAUGCCAAGUUCUACAAGCUCUGGGAUGAACUUAGAAAGGAGUGCGAGGAGUUGAUGGCCAAGGGAAUAACUGGCACAGGCCAGGGAUUUGAUCUUCCCGGUAGGCGUCUUGGUGGUUACUCUAAACAGCCACCUAUUUCAUCACUACGGCAAACUGCUCUGGCUGCUGCAGAGAGAAGAGCAGUUUUGGGUUCGCUCCUACCAUCUGGACCGAGGCGUCUUGGCGGUGAUAGUAGCAUCAUGGUACUUAGUCCAGCACAAGCUGCUGCGAUGGCUGCAGAAAGGAGAUUGCAGGAUGACAUCUGGUGUGGUUCUCAAUCAGAAAAUGGUGGGGAUAGAGAAAGUAACCCCGAUAUGCUGCAAAAUAUUGAGAAUGAGAUCGAAACGCCUAGAAAAUCCAGGCAUGAUAAUUCAGGAAACCAAGCUUCGGAUUUGAUCUCUCAGAAAAGAUUUCGUGAACAGAAUGAAGCUUCAGCAUCACGAUCAUCCAGCAGUGAUGUGGAUCAGAAUUAUGUGGAUUUAACAGGGAAUGAUGGGACAUGUGGGUUAGCAGAUGAUCUCAGCUGUGCACAUCAAAGAAGAAAAUUUGAAUCAGAUAAUGUAUUGUAUUCCAAAUCCAAAUGUCAUUUGGGGAAUGCUUUAUCUAGCUUACCAUCCAAUUUGACUUCUCGGCCAGGGCUUAACGGCACUGCUAAAGAUCCUUCAAUUGAGCUCCUUAUGUGGGCAUGUGGGAUAUGCACCUUAAUAAAUCCUCCACUUGCUCCAAUCUGUAAACUUUGUGGUUCAGAAAGGCUCAAGGAUGAGGACUCCAAAUUUAAGACCUGGUCCUGUAAAUUCUGCUCGUUGGAUAACAGUGUUGAGUUAGAGAGAUGUUCAGCUUGUGAGCAGUGGAGAUAUUCACAUGGGCCUCCAUUGUCAGCAAGAGCACCAGAUCGGGGUGAUUGAAAGUAUGUCAUGUUGGCGGUAUUCCAGAUCCUACUUUCUACUGCGAGCUGUCUAUGUCAUAAUUUGCUGGCGGUCUCCAUGAAUUACAUAGUUCACCGAAGCAUGGUUAGUGCAGAUCAUUUACAUUGAAAGUAACACUGCUGAUAACGGUCCUAUUGUUCAGGCCCGUGCAGAAGUUGCCUCUCAAGAUGGAAAAUUGGCUUCAAGGAGCUAGCGAUUGACUGGCAAAGAGAGUGAUUUCAGAGUUCAGAUCUCUCAUUAUCAUUAAGCCCACGUUUAGAACAAAAGUGUAAGUUUUGAGAGGUCAUCAUCUCAUGAAGAUGCACAAACAGCAUUUGCCAAAUUGUGAUUGUGCCUGUCACAUCGCCACGUCACAACUCAUGGCUUAUUGAUAUUUCUUCUUCAUCUUCAUGGUAACAUAUAAAUUGCUCCAACGUGCUGGGCUUUCUGCUUAAUUGAAAAUCUGGUGUUUGAGGUAAAAACACUCGAUUUGUCUAGCCGGACCAUUGAAGGCGGGAAGAUGAUGAUUGGCCAGAAAUGGCCCAAAAUGAGAUCUCUCUAUUGUUGCCACUUUCA
This is a messenger RNA of Rhodamnia argentea, 2115 nucleotides long. RefSeq names its product DNA-dependent metalloprotease WSS1. The coding region runs from base 280 to 1539 and encodes 419 amino acids. NCBI's taxonomy places the organism in Eukaryota, Viridiplantae, Streptophyta, Magnoliopsida, Myrtales, Myrtaceae. The record is from RefSeq and is a predicted model, not a curated record. The transcript has 5 exons.